Pocillopora meandrina is the source of this 12817-nucleotide messenger RNA. Lineage: Eukaryota; Metazoa; Cnidaria; Anthozoa; Scleractinia; Pocilloporidae. The record is from the annotation of a GenBank genome assembly.
AGAAGUUUCUAUUCAGCUUUACUCUGUUUCGUUUUUGGGUGGAGAAUUUCAGUCAAGCCGACAAAAAGAUACAUAUAUAUGCAUAUAUAUAUUUUUUCUUUUAAUAUAUUUUAGUUGUAACUAGUUACGGUGAUCCUUACCGAACAACUGCCAAAAUUUCGCCCCUCACGAAAAUAACUCGAGCGCAAGAUAAUUCUUGUGGCUUACGCGAAAAUUUCUUUUAUCAUCUGAUCAGGAAGACCCUGAGGUAACAGAAGACAAACAAGACAUCCAAGACGACAGUAAUAUGUCUGAUGCAGUCCGUUUAAGCGCACCCGAUAUGCACAAAGACUAUGCAGUAAGAAGGUGAGUGAAGCAAAUCAAGACGCUGUUUAAAUGAACUUAAAAAGUUGUAGCAUAAUAGUUCCAGUCCCCUUUUAUCAUUUACACCUCCCUUGUCCAUAUGUUUUUUUUUUAGGUAUUAUUUUCCCCGUCUCUGGCUCCUCAUGCAGUUAUGGAAAUGAGCGUUUUUUUAAUUAACAGAAAUUACUGAGAUACACGCAAAAAAAGGGGACUUUUCAACAUAGUUUAACACUAUGAACUCACCUGCCUCACCCCCACAGCUCCUUCCUUCAUGCAAUAUUCAUUGAAUCAUGGGAAAUAUUCUGAACAAUUAUUUCGUUUCAACACGUUUGUAGGGGGAGAGGAGAGAAGAAAAGGAGCGUUUUAAAUUCUUAUAAAGGGACAGUUCAGUUAUACUUAAACGAACGUUUCCUCUGAGGGCUAUUUGGGCGAGUUUAUGAAGGCAAUAGUGUCCAAAGAACUUAGUACACAUAAAAAAGCCGAAACCCGUGAAAACCAUCAACGUUUGCCGGGUUUCACGAUUACAUCCGAUUUUUCUCACGAUUAGCAUGCUUAUCCGUAAAACGUUAUCACGGUAAGUGGUUUGAACUGGGAAAGAUUGUGACAUAAAUCUAACUAACGAAUGAAGAACCGAGGGGUAUAUUGGCGGCUACGAAUAAGUCAACUUUUCCAUUGAGUUUGCACUUUUGUCGUGCACUUUCGUCGUGUUAACCGGCCAGGCCGCGGGAAGUAUUACAAGAAAGAAGACCGUAAAUAUUUACGCAGCUUUCAGUCUUUAAAACCCGAAAAAAUGAGUGAAUUUCUCGGGUAGCAUUUUCGUGUAUAUUGUAAGCUUUCCUCACUUAGUUUCGUCUUCAGGCUUCUUCCUUUCUUCCGUCCUUCCUUUUUAAAAACGGUGACGUCAAACGUCAUUUGCUCUCUAUUACAGCCCCCUCUCGGCCAACGUUUGCGCAUGCACAAUUUUAAUGGAUUUUGCUGUAAGAAAAUUAAAUCAGUGUAAUGUGAACAAGAGUUGACUUAUGAUAGAUUUGAGUUCAUUAAUAUCAGUAAGUAUUACGAUAUUAAAAAGAUUAUUCUAGUUGUCCAUGGCGACGAAUUCAAACUGAUUGGUGCUUUUGUGAUACGCAAGCGCAUUACCUCAAACUAUCGUUUUCGUAAAGUGGGUUGGAAACCCUGAUUACCAUCCGUAUAUUUAUAUUUAUCAAUAUUUCACUUUGUCGUCAAUGAAAAGCAUCGCUUCUAUCUGGUUUUUUGACACAGUGACAUUUCAAAACAUUUAAUAUUAAACAUUUUCUUUUCAAGAAGUCUUUUCAUGUUUUGACAGCUCGAAUCCGGGAUUUUGACAUGUAAAUUGCAGGCAGAUACUAGUCAAAUACGUUGGAAUAUGUUAAAUAAAUCCCCAUUAGAAAAGAUUCAAAGAUUUUUUAUUCAAUUGAUCUUUUUUUUUUCGACUCGAAGAAGUUGUCGCUGGGAUCAACACCGAUUACCGCUUCGAAAUGAAGAUACCAUCUUGACACUUCGAAAGCGAAGCUUUUGAGGUAUUUUUCCAUAAAGGUGAAAGCUUUUCAAGCAGCCGACAAUUUCCAUUUUCAUCCAGCUGGUUUCAGCCGUGUCGACAUAUACUAUCACUUGCUGUAUAAUUGACACGUGCGUCAUACAUGUAAAAUCAUCAACUAAGCAGCGAAUUACAUCCAUUACAAGCCGUCAACAUUUGUCUUUUCUGUCCUCGGUCUCCCACCGUUGUAUGUUAACAUCAGGAUUAGCGUCCUGUGAUCUCUCUAUCGAAUCCUGUGUUUUUUCCUUACGUUUGGCUCGACUUUCGACUGAAAUCAGUUGCCAUGUUGGGAAGAUUGAAGUAAGUUUUAUUCAUUCUAUCUUUUAGCCUUAAUUUGCGUUUAAUUUCCUUAACUUUUCGUUGCGUUGCAUAGAGGAGAAUAUAAGAGGCUUGUUGUCGGACUGGUUUCGAGAGAUCAGUGACAGUGACCACAAUAUUGGAAGCUGAAAUGGAGGCCGUUCUCAGCUAGUUGUUUUUAUUUGACACCUUUAAAGCGGUGGAAUCGAGCACGACUUAAAGAAAAUAUUACAAAACAAUCGAAUGACGAACAAUUUGCCAAAAUCAUCGGCAAUAAAUGCAAAUCCUCAAGAUGAAACCAAGUGAUAUGUCAGCCAGGUCUUGUUUUGAAUAUAUUAGCAAUUUUCAACACAAACCUUGAAAAGUAAAUCAAGGAAUCCACAGAAUUAUACAGAAACCUACAUAAUGUAUUUCGUUCGAGGUUAAGAAAGGCGCUCAAUUUAUUACGCUACUCCCGCGAUGUCAAAAUUGCUUUUUUGCCUUAUUGUGGCAAAACUAGAUUACGAGGAAGUGUUUUGAAUCCAUCCAUAUUUGUUGAACAAAUUAGUAAUAUGUUCCGCUUUCGGAGGAGCAUGCUCUACCAGGGAACCUGAGGUGCAGCGAAUUUUAGCAGAUAACCCGGAUAUUUCAACUUAUUUACAAGCGAAAAUUUCCAUUCAAUAUUACUUUUUCGUCUGUUAGGAGAUCUCAUAAAUGCUAGACAAAAAUAAGAAUAAAUACAAAUAAAAAAUUAAAACAGAUUAUCCACGAGCUAUAUUUUUGCAAUAUUCAUUACCUGUUUAAGAAGCGUCGUGGGCAGGCAGUGGCCCAAAUUAUGGAGCUGCUAAGAUUUGAGAGCCAUUGUGAAAUUUUUUAUUUCGGCUUUUUUCAGCGGCACAGACACUAUUUCUUAAAAAUCCCAUACGCUGUGUUCUAAAACUAGAUUACCAUUUCACUUAGCUGCAGAUUUUAUUUCAUCAAUGGAAAUUGCGAACGGUCCCUCAUCGUGGAAAGCACAAGAUAUGAAUAAUUUAGUCAGUAAACAUGACAAUAUUUCCUCCCCUUCCCUCCCCUCCCUUCUGAGUGUCGAUAUCAGUGUCAAGUUUCCUUGGAGUUGCUAGUCAGAACAUUUUCGUCUGAGGUGAAACGGAAACUGGCGGUGUAGCUCUUUUUCGACCUCGACGAUGUCCUCGGAUAACAAAAGACCGCCUCUGGUCAAGACAGAGAAGUAAGAUCUAAAUAUCAUUGUAGUAGUUCGCACUUCGUUCGCGAUGUGGUAUCGCCUUGAGCUGGAAUUGUAUUCGCUUUGCAAAUUUCAUGCACUGCUGUCAUCGAUGUAAUCCAGCUUGUUCGGUGUCGCUUUUAAACAUUGGUUGAAAUUUUUAAUGAUCUUUUUCCACUGUGUUUUAUUAACACGCGUUUAAUUCUUUCAUACGAGAACUCCUAUCUUGAAAUCAUGUUCGCAAGUCGCCAAAUCGCCGUAAUGUUCUCUGAUCGAAUGUUCUUUUAAAUUUUUUUCUGAGUUGCGUUUUCGAAUGUCGACGGUGGUCAAUAUUCGCUCGAUAGUUCUAUUUGACCUCGACGCUUUCCAAAGUUUUAUUGUGUAGCUCAUCCGGCUGUAUCUCUUGAAUCAAUACCAUGAAUUUUAUCGCCAAAAGGUACGUUGUGGUAUUUAUUUAUCCGGUGCAGGCGAAUGGAUUUGAUCGUAGUUAGCUUUUCGCUACAAGCGUUAGCGCAAGAGUACACGAUCGCCUGGAACUCAUCACCGACAGCACCGUCGGCAAGUUGCGGUUUCAUUUAAUUUGCUUUUCUGAUUUCAAGAUGGCGAAACGAUUGAAUAAUUGCCUGCUGAAUUGGGAAUUCAAAUUUUUACUUUGAAAUGCAAAAAAGUUACGCGGUUUUUAUCUGUAUUGUUCUGUUCAUGACAAGCAAAAUAUGUGUGAAUGUACAUUGUAUCAUGUUGAGGUGAUGUAGUUUCAAUUCGUUUACAUGGUUUUGAAGAUUCAGUUGAUAUUCGCGGAAUCAGAGCACUGCCUUAGGCGGACUGCCAAACCGGAAAAGCAAAAUAAACUUCGCAUUUAUCUCGCUCAGAGGAAACUGAAAUUGAAAUAGUGCGUAUUUUUACCGAAGGAACAGUAUCUCCAAUUUCAAAGCUGUCUAUUCUCGUGUUAUUAUUGUUUGUUCAUCAACAGGCGCAGUUUUGACGAUGCACAGAGUCGCUUAAAAUGCAGGAAGCUUCUUGGAAUCGGAGGGAAGGAACCGAGUAAGGUCUGUAUUCACAAAACAUUGUAAAUUUGUCGUUCAAUCCUAUUCUUUAACCCAACAUUCGCGUUAAGACCGAACAUCGUGUUUUGCACAAGUCCAGUACUCAUUACGAUAUUCAUUUGUCAAGCUGUAAAUUUUUGACAGAGAGUUUCCUUUUGUAAUUACUUUGAGAACAUCGUUAUCAACGUGGAGAAAAUUUCCUAAGCUUGUUCAAUAAACAAAUCCACGGGCGGCGUGCGUUUGCCUCGAUUGAGAAUCUUUGAAAUAAAUUGACGUUUUUGUUAUCAAUUUUUUUUUCGCUGUGAAUGCCAAGGUUUGACAGUGGUCAUAACUAUGACAAUUACUUCCCAAAUGUUAUUUCUGUAAUAUCAUAGAAUUUAUCCAAGUUUUUAUAAUGCGUUUAUUUUUUUAAUGUGUAAAAUGUUCCUUCGCGCGCUGUCUUCGACCAUAUAAACGGCAGCUGUAUAAAGGAAAAUGUACAAAAACGCUUAGUCUUUCAGAUUGUACUUUACUGAAUUGUUUCUGAUGCUAUAGCUAAAUAAUAGGAACAGUGCCGUUUCUUUUUUGCGUCUUCGUAAGUUCCCGGGAGGUGUCUAAGGGCCUUUUAUUAUUAUCCUGAAAUGAAUAGCGCUCUAGGCACUGCCUCCGUAACAAGGAAACCCUUAGCAAGAAACGCCGUCUGAAUGUUUUAUUACGGAAUUAGUUUCUUGUUGUACUUUGGAGAGCAUUUGACAAGUACGUCGAUUACUCGUUGCAAAUCUCAUAAUGUACAUUGGUAAAUCAACGAGAAAUUAAUUUAAAAUUCUAAUAGCAAGUUCGGCAGAACUAACUUUUUUCGAGGGAAAUAGAAAGUCCAUAUUUAAUUUUAAAGGAUAUUUUUUAAAAUCAAAAUCGUGCGUUCAUGAAUUAUUAAGAUAGGUAUGAGGUUGUUAAGAAAUUUAUCAUGUAGUGUUCAUGACAAGCUAUGUUUGAAUACACGGAGAAUUUCCUUCGACAUUUUGAAUAACUUUUCUUGUUUUUAUUCUUUUAAGCGAAUUAAUUCUUUUCUUUUAUAAAUUUCCAUCUUAAAUUUUACAUCUUGAAGAUUUUACCGUUCCAUUCGUUUUCACACAGUUUAAGAUGUUUCGUCGGCAGUUUAUUAUGAAGAGGCGAAAAUGUUCUGUGAAAAUGGAUUAUGAAAAUUCACUCUCAUUGAAUAAUUUUUUAGGAAAACAUUGAUUAAAACGCUAUUUUGUCGUCCAUGCCUUUUAUUGCUUGACGAUAAUACAAUUUGUUUUGGUUUUACACCGGAUUUCACGCGUUUUUCUUCUGUAUUUUAGAUUUCAGUGUGUUUAAACUGAUGCCCGACUGAAAAAGCUUGAAAUAAAAUUCGCAUUAGUGACAUUCGAUUUUAAAAUGGCGUUUGGUCCCUUGAAAGCGCUCAAGUGUGAAUUUUCGAAAGCUUUCUAAAGCCUUUUACUGAAAAGUACAUUUAGUUUAUAUGUUUUUCUCAAACAAACGGCACUUUUUCAUGACAGUUUUUGUUUACAUUUCAUUCACUUGAGGCGAAAAAUUUGUCUCGUUGCCCUGUGUUUACUCGGCAGCCGCUGAACCUACAUAUUCGUUGUGCAUUUCGAAACUGACAGAGCGAACGUGUUUAUGGUAUGUCGCUUUUCGCUAGGAACGAUGCGAUAUUUGAGCACUGAAUACGCGUUUUUCAGCACCAAACAUCCCAACGGAAGGAAAGGAAGUAAACAAGGACCUGUGCAAUUUGUUCAACUCAGCACAAAUGUAAAAGCAAAUCACGAGAAAAGUUCUUUUUACUUCUCCGUUGAUUUCCUCACCGACAGCUUUUUGUCCUGUGUGCCCCAUUAAGUUUUCCUUCUUUCCUGUUUUACACAGCUAACAACGACUGCUAUAACUCGACAACCUACAGAUUUUUCAAUUUAAAAACCCACCACUCUGAGUUUUUUCCUGUUAAUGUCACUUUGUCUUCCUUGUUUGAUAUUUUUAGAGGAAAUGUGUUCUCGGAUUUUGUUUGUAUUAAGAGAAAGUCUGAUUUCAUUGGCCUUUGUUACAAUUUUUUUUCUUUAAGAGGUUUUUCUAGUCGACCAUUCUUUCUGAAUUUUAGUCGGUGAUGAAUUAUCGCUUUUCAGCCUUAGAAGCAUUUCUUAUAAUCAUUGUUUUUAAUCGGACUCGGAAAGUCUUAUUGUUUUUAAAGGUAGAUGUGAAAGUCACUCAGUACAUAUCAAGUCACGUCGAAAUAAAACUUGUUUUGUGUCACGGACACUUCCGGAACACGUGACACCGUACACGAGAGAGCUAAUGACGCGUGUGACCCUGGCUUGUGAUCCAUUCAAAUCGCAUGUGCUUAGACCUCUUGCGAAACCUGAAUUUACCCCUGGUUUAAGUUUACGUAGCAAACAGAUAUAUCAACAUACUUAUGUUAAAAGUGAUUGAAGGAAUACUUUAGGAUAAGCCCUUUAUAUGAUAAGCUGAGUAAUCAUCUCUUAGUAAUCAGACGGAUAAUAAUCCGGGAUUGUUUUGUUUUUUGCUUUACUUCGCUCUGUGAUUGGUUUAGAGAACUCGCGUUACUCUCAUGAUCAAUCAGUUGAAGUAUUAAACACAUUACGACUUGGUCGCUUGCAUUUUCCCGCGCUUUGGGCAUUUUGGUCGGUUUUAAUUUAAGGUCUAAUUGGCUCCUAAAUGUAUUUUCCUUUCUUCUUUUUGGUCGAUCUGAUAACUUUGGUUUUAGCUUUAUGACGCUUAAUCGGAAAGCGCUUUAUCUCUUCUUGAAACAUUAGCAGCGAGCUCUAACUGCCGUCUGUUUGUCUUGUAGGUUCUUCAGGUCCUUGGCAGCCAUGAGUCAUACUUCAUAAUUAUACCGAGAGGAUACGAGUAAGUUGUUUUUUGUCAGUUGCUGUUUUUUUUCCUUACUCCGUGUGUCUGUGAUGCCCGAGGAACGCGCAACGACGUAACAGAGACCAUUCGCUUCUUUCAGUUUAGUAUGCUUUUUUUUUUCUCUUUUAUUCCAGAACAUGGCAAGUGGUGGUACCAGCCUUCCUCUCUGUAGUAUCAAUUAUGGUACGUGAUCAGAAAGAGUUCGUUAGACUGCGCACAGCAUAUGCAUGUUAUAUAACAAACGCCUUACCUACUACACGGUGAACGAAUUUUACACAACGCGUAAUUUUAGGGUAUAUUUUGAGGCGUCUCUGAAAGCUAGACGGGCACUGUUGUAAAUGGCACAUAACGCUUCGAGGUGAUUCAGUACAAUUUAGUGGACAGUACGUGCAUGUUACUUUACAAACGCCUAACUUAUUACCCGACGACCGAGUUUUGGACAGCGCGUAAUUUUAGCGCAUACUUUGAGGCGUCGCUUAAAUUUAGGCGGAUAAUGAUUUUAGUGAAGAAAAUAUUGCAGGUUGCUUGUAUUCUAUAGUCGACAGUAUGUGCAUGUUGCAUAACAAAUGCCUAACCUACGAGGAACAAAUUUUAAACAUCGUACAAUUUCAGUGCUUCCCUGAGGCGUCGCUGAAAGAUAGGCGAGAACUGUUUCAGGUGGCACAGGAAAUUUUUAAGGGCGCUAGUAUAUUGUAGUCGACGACAUUUAUUUUAGGUAGUAGGUAUUGAUAUUGAUUAAUACAUCUUUUUCGUCUUUUUUUCAGUUGAUGAUAUUUCCAAGCUAUUGUUUACGUGCUCUGGGCGAUGGUAAAGAAUCUACUAGUUUCGCCGGUGCUCUAAGUUGUCGACUGCUGGCAAGCGCUUUGAUAGGUUGGUGAACCACUACCCUUAAAUUAUUUCGUUGAUGAUGGCUGAAGGUAAAGUCUGUACUCGAGCUAAGUGAUCCAUUCAACCGUAGCUUAUCCUGGUUACCAUUCCAUGAGGCAGGCGGACUAGGAGUAUCACUGCUCCCCCCUGGAUGGGAUGAUAGUCCAUCUCAAGCUUACCCCCCAGCAUUUCAUCAGACUACCCUGACAAUUUGCCCGUACCCAUUUAAUCUCCUGUGAAAGAAAACUGUUUUACCCGAGAACACAACACAAUGACCCGGCCAGGGAUAAUGAUAAUGAUGAUGAUAAAGAAGGAAAAAAUGGAACUUUUGAUAACGAUGAUAAGGGGGCUGGAAAUGGUUUUAACUAUAAAACGAAGCGCUACAACUCACAGGAUAAAUAAUCAGGAAUUAAGCUAAACUAGGACACAUAAUCUUUUCCUUUUCUUGUUUUUGUGUUUGAGGAGGCAGUCAAACGAGUUUUGGCUAAAUACAUUUAUCCUCAGAGGUUUUCUUAGCAAACCCCUAAGAAUAAUUACCUGUUUAAUGAAAUCAUCGUCUUUUUGUUGUUUUAGGGAUCGCUGGUAUAUCAUGGGGAACAAAGCCUAUAACUAUAUCUUCCAUAAAGUAAGUUUCGAUUUCAUAGUAAGUCACUUAUUGGAGAGCGCAGGUCAGGGUAAUAAACCGUCAAGUGAUAGUUUGUCCUUCUCGGAAAAAUUGGACGCUGGAAGCGGGGGAGGGGGAGGGGUGGGGAUGCGGAAGGAGUAAUAUUCCUUUCCCCCUUUUACCCACCCGGACAAACUCCAGUUGGAAUGUAUUCCCCCCGAAAUUUCUUUCUUUUAACUCAAGAUGGAGGCCUCUCAUUUCCCGAAGACAUUCGUCGCAAUCAUGUAGCUGUUGCCGAAGGUGCGCCUAGCAGUUUACCUGGAACCAAAACGGCGACUCUGAAAGGCGUGUUUGUGACGCGCUUUAAACUCAACCAAUCAUUUGAAAAGCCCUUGCUACAGCAUGUUUAACUAAACACUACAAAGGACCUUUAGCAAGUCCCUGGCAAAUCAAACUUUCUCUCAACUUUCGGUCGCAGUUCGCCUCUCCCGCGCUACCCUUGUUCCUUCUGAAAGUUUUCGUUACCCUCACGGGCCUUAGGCUAACGACUGCUAAAGGUCAUGCCAGUCUCUGCAUCAUGAAGUGACUAGGAGAACUGCUCCUUCUCCCUCCCCUAAAGGGGAUGCUAUUCCAUCGCUGGCUACCACCCCUUCCACAGCAUUUCUUCAUAUUUUCCUCACUUGUGGCCGCUGUUUAUUUGUUCUUCUCGGUCAGGAGAGAGACACGGGAGAGAUAAUUUUAUCUUAAAAUCUUGGUCAUAGCUCAAAUCUGAAUCAAUCCAGAGCUGUUAAUCAGGAAGUAAGGUCUCCCACGCCUACUAGUAAAUGGUUGACCUCUGAUUCAAAUGUUUUCUUCUCCAUAGGCGUAUUUUAUUACUCCACUCUACGUACUGCGGGGCAGCAACGUUGUGUAAGUAGUGUGUUAGUUAUUUCUAUGACUGUUCUUUAAUCAAGUGAUAGUUAGGUCGUAAGAUGAGACAACAAAGCGCCGCACCGAUCAGGACUCGAGGCACACCUACAUCUGCCCCCUAAGCAAAAACACGAGUUUGCCAAACUGCUCAGGUGUAGAGGUAACGAAGCGAACCUUGCGUAAGAUGACCGCUUAAAAAAAGGAACGCUUGCUCGCAGGUUCAGCCCUGGGAAAGUAAUGAAGGUAUCAGUGGGUCCGCCGGAAAAUUUCUCCCCCCCCCCCCCCGUUUCCGCCUUAAUUUUGUCGAGAAAUAAAAGCAUUUAUUAAAAAACGAUGUUUAGCAUUCGUUAUGGACGUGCAAAGAAAAGAAAUACUUAAGUCGCACGUAAAGAUUCAAAUUACAGUCUUCCUGGAUUAUUUAUGACAACAAAACAAUCUAUCUUGCCCUCAAAUGCAAGUGAGACAGUCAUAAGAGGGUAGAACGUUUUCGUUAAAGCUCAGAACAGAAUGGUAAAUCAACAGGUUACCAGUUCCUGAAUAAACUUUGUGUUCGAAGAAGUCUCCAAUUUUUCCUACUUUUAUUUCUUUUUACAGAUUCUACAAAUGUUUUAAUAUUCUACAGCUUAUUUUGCGAGACAUCGGUUGUCUUUUAUGUUUCGAAAUUUUGCGCGGAAAAUUGGCGCGCAGCCGGCCAGAAUGAAUCCCCUCGCGCAUGCCAGACGCUUUAACCCGUGUGUCUGCGCCAGCAGUGCAUUUUACCGGAGAUUACAAUAAUGCGCCAUCAGCGCGGGGGAAAAUUUCCAAGAAUUUGAUUUCUUCAUUUCUUUCCGCAGUUUUGGCCGUGGCAUGCAUCUCUCUCCGCACCAGAUUCCUCAUCGCGUUGACCGCUAUCCACGCUAUCGUUGCUGCGGUCAGUUUAUUCUACUUUGUAGCCGUGCGCAAGUUAAACAAACCCACUCCAGAGAAGCCCAAUGCUAAGAACGGCUUCGAUGAGAAUCACAUCAACUGAUGUUUGUCUGCAUUGACGUGGAGUUUACAACCCUUCUGUGGAAGGUAGCAAGCUGUCUACAUUGCGCUGGUUGUCUCUUAAAGAGCCAUCCCAUACCGGCAGAACAGUGCCUUCUUUUGACGAAGCCGCGCGUUUUAGUGAUGAAAUAAUCUCUCGUGCCAGAUGGGUAAACUUAAGACAAACGGUAAUGUUCCCUAAUAAAGACAAGAGUCGUUAAAGGCUUGUUAUAUAUCUUGGAUAGCUUAUUUUCCUGCCUUACCCCCUCCCCCUCGCAUUUGAAUUUGUCUAGUGUACGCUAUCAAGCGCGAUAGAAAAGGUUGCGUUGUGUUGUUCAUGUUGACAAGUCUCAGAGUAAUUUUUUAGACAAGGUAAAAAUUAGUAUAAGAAAAUUAAUGUAAAAGGCGCGAGGUUUAUCGAAACGAAAAUUGUCUAGGUUGAGGUAUAGGGUCGUUGUUAUAUUGACUGGAGUCGUGACACUCUUUGUUUGAUAAAGUAAGGUAUAUGUUGCGCAGAGUUAUUUUGUUACAGGCAUUUUCCGUUGACUUGAGUACCCGUUUUCUUUUCUAUCUUAAUAGUUUUAUUUGUAAAUAGUUUUUUAAUUUGUUUUACGUUAGUUUUCUACCAAAUGCUCGAGUCAGCGAUAUGUUUUCGGUUCCAAUAUUUAAAAAAAAAAAAAACCUACGGGGUAUUUUUGGACACAUUAUCCUUGCGAACUGAUUUGGACUUUGAGAAUCUAGAUCAGGUGAAAUGAAAAUUGAUAAACUUGCUGAAUAAAACGCAAAUCUACGUUUGAAGGAAAACAGGUGGAGACUACUUAGACGGCUAAAAUGAUGAAAUUGAAUAUUUCCCGAAGAAAAUUGUGAGUUUUUCGACCGAAAUGAUGCCCAUAAUUAUGGUAGACGUGUAAAUACUUGUAGGAGACGGCUUCGUUCGCAGGGAAAACGCCGGUUGCGAUUGGUGUUGAAGGUGAUGUUACUCGAGACGAUUUUUAAUCCCUCUUUGUCCGCAUCGUUUUAGCUCGGGCUCCAACGCGCCAUUUAGUCAAUCUUCACCAGAGGUGAUUGGCCGUGAGAUUGACGCGAGAUUCCUGACCAAUCAUGCAAGGCAGUUUUAAUGCUCGGUCAAAAUGAAUACGAUAGGAUUUGUUGUAUAGUCAACCAUUUACACCCUCGCAUCAGGUGGCAUAUUCUCCAUAUUGUUCUGUUUACCUUUCCUGUAGUUCAAUCAAGAGUCUUUAGUUGACGACGGUUCAUUUUUUUUAUUCUCAUGAUGUUGAUUCUUGAUUCAGCAGUGAUACUUUAGGAGAAGUUAGAUGCUAGACGCUUUGAGGGUUUAAAGAAUUAAGUUUGUUAUUGUUACUUAAUGUGCCUAGUCUUGUCUAUCGAUCAAGAUGCGAGGGAAUGUUACAAUAUGACAUCAUGGUGAUUUGUAAAACGGUAAACGGCUUGAACUUCAGAGUAACAGUUGAUUCUGUAUUCUGCUCGUCCGUGUGAGGGCCGUGCUAAAAGGGGCGGUUACCUCAGAGGAAGUCAUCGUCAUCACAAACAACAACUUCCGCACGAGUUGAAGAAACGUCAGGUCACAGAAGACGUCAAAAUAAGGUUAGAAACAUGCACUUCGUGUGUCACCGAUUUUUUUACCACAUUUUGAAGUCUUCUGUGAUCUACUACAGAACAGACCCGCGGCAACAUAGAAUCUAUUUGUUUUUGUAUUAUAAAGAAGCAAAAUGUUGCUUAUUGUGGUGUCAUCUUUGUCUUUCCUCCAAUAGAUCAUAAGUAUGAACCACUCAGAAUACGUGUAGACCUCAGCUUGUCGUAGAACCGUUUCUAGAUUACCCUUACGUGCACGAUCAGGUUACGCGCUCAUAAUUUGAACACUCCACUAGUUGUUAUGUGAUCAGAAAGGUAAAUUAGACUUUUAACGAAUUCACUUUUCGUGGAGGGACAGAAACGCUGUCAUUGUACCUGUUUUAGAUUUUGGAACUGUUUGUAUACUCUCUUUCUAGUGUAGAAUGUUGUAAAUGUAAACAUAACGAAACCAUCUUGAACAUUGUACAUUGUAAGCACAAAUACUUCUUGAAAGUCAUAAAUAAAAAUUUUGCAAACUCGAU